Messenger RNA from Closterium sp. Naga37s-1, 3407 nucleotides. Lineage: Eukaryota; Viridiplantae; Streptophyta; Zygnematophyceae; Desmidiales; Closteriaceae. The record is from the annotation of a GenBank genome assembly.
AUGGCGAUGGCCGCAGCCCGCUAUACUGUCCCUUUCGCGCUGCGGUCCGUCACUCUCCACAAAUUGGAGUUAGCGGAGGCGUUCCCGGUGUGCGCUGCUGCUGCCGCUGCUGCGGCGAGCGUAACUACGCGCGAGCUUGUUGGUCCCCCCGCGGCCAUGGCAGUGCUGCACGGCAAGUUGGCCUCCCCGCCUCUCCUUGCUCUCGCGGACAGCGGGCUCACAACCACCGCGCCUGCACUCUCACCCGCCGCCGAAAUGCCGCAGUGGCGGUACGACGCUAAGAGCGUUACAACAAGAACCUUCCUGCUGGCGAAAGAGUAUGUUGCGGGACUGCUUGUCGCGGUUCAUCCUGCUAUCCCACUCGCGCGCUCUCCUUCUCUCUCCGCCCGCCGCGUCCACGCGCGCCGCUCCCGCUUCCCCGCGGGCAGCCGCUACAUGACGGGCUGCUGCUGCCGCCGUUCCAUGCCGUGCCGCUGCGCCGCCGCUCCCGCCCGCCGCGCUGAGCGUGCGCCCGCGAUCCGCCUGGACUCCGCCCGGCGCCGCAUCGAGUGCGCGGGGCGCUGCGUGCUGGCGGACGUGCCCGCCGGCACCCGCUUCCGCCUCGCCGCCACUGGCGCGGAGCGCGGGGAGGAAGGGCAGGGAGAAAGCGGGGAGCGCGGGGAGGGAGAAAGUGGGGAGGGAGAAAACGGGGAGGGCGGAGAUGAGGGCAGGUUCACCGGCGCGUUUCUGGGCGCCACGAUGGACACGCGCGGGCACGCGCGGGAGAGACGUGCCCGUGGAAACCCAGUUCCUGCUCCUGCGCCUGUCCCCACUGCCACCACUGGAGGGGCGCCAUGCAGGGCCGUGCAGCAGCAGCUAGGCACGUUCAAGAUACGGGAAGAGAAACCGACCAGACCAGACCACAGUCGUUACGGCAGAGCUCUCCAGAUUUAUCGCCCAUUCUCAUCCCCCCAUGCCUUGCACCCCCACCACCCACCGCACCAUGCCCUUUCCACACCACCAUUGGACCCUACUCUACCGCUUUCUCCCCCAAAUGAUCCUGCUCCUCCAUUGCUCCCUCCACUCCGUUCUCCCAUUGUCCCCUCCGUUCCUGACAUCCUCUCUCUCCCGCGCAUGCCCUGCCCCCCAUACCCUUCCCUCCCAUGCCCUGCUCCCCAUACCCUUCCCUCCCAUGCCCUGCCCCCCAUACCCUUCCCUCCCAUGCCCUGCCCCCCAUACCCUUCCCUCCCAUGCCCUGCCCCCCAUACCCUUCCCUCCCAUGCCCUGCCCCCCAUACCCUUCCCUCCCAUGCCCUGCCCCCCAUACCCUUCCCUCCCAUGCCCUGCCCCCCAUACCCUUCCCUCCCAUGCCCUGCCCCCCAUACCCUUCCCUCCCAUGCCCUGCCCCCCAUACCCUUCCCUCCCAUGCCCUGCCCCCCAUACCCUUCCCUCCCAUGCCCUGCCCCCCAUACCCUUCCCUCCCAUGCCCUGCCCCCCAUACCCUUCCCUCCCAUGCCCUGCCCCCCAUACCCUUCCCUCCCAUGCCCUGCCCCCCAUACCCUUCCCUCCCAUGCCCUGCCCCCCAUGCCCUGCCCCCCCAUGCCCUGCCCCCCAUACCCUUCCCUCCCAUGCCCUGCCCCCCAUACCCUUCCCUCCCAUGCCCUGCCCCCCAUGCCCUGCCCCCCCAUGCCCUACCCGCAGGUACCGGAGGUGCUACGGUGGUUUGGGUGGCGCACGUGGAAUGCCCUCUACACGCACGUGGAAUGCCCUCUACACGCACGUGGACAGCGCCGGCAUCGGUGCUGGCCUCUCCAGCCUGGCAGCGGGCGGCACGCCAGCUCACAUUCUGGUGAUCGAUGAUGGCUGGCAGGCCACUGCUGCUGAUGAGGCCGUGGAGGAGACGGAGGAAGGGCAAGGGGAGGAGAAGCAGGGGAAACAUGGAGACGAGGAGAAGGCAGGAUGCGUGGAGCAAGUGAAGUCGGAGGCACACGUAGGUGUUGCUGGCACUGCUGAUGACCUCCACAACCGCCAUUGCUGUUCAUCAUCGCACAUGGAUUGCCCGCCUCGCUUACUCUCACCACCUGCAUCUAUCCCACUCGUUGAGAGUGCUGCAGCACAUGAUGGUGCAUCUAUCCCACUCGUGGAGAGUGCUGCAGCACAUGAUGGUGCAUCUAUCCCACUCGUGGAGAGUGCUGCAGCACAUGAUGGUGCAUCUAUCCCACUCGUGGAGAGUGCUGCAGCACAUGAUGGUGCAUCUAUCCCACUCGUGGAGAGUGCUGCAGCACAUGAUGGUGCAUCUAUCCCACUCGUGGAGAGUGCUGCAGCACAUGAUGUUAUUCAACACCCUCCCCUGUUCACCACCCUCACAAAUGCACCCUACCUUUCCCCCGUUCCCUCUCAUCCACUCGCCUCUCCUACCCCCCUCCACCCCCCCCUCUCUCUCCCCAAACACGUGUACAUGUGGCACGCACUGAUCGGCUACUGGAACAGCAUGCACCCGUCCCUCGUCAUGCUCUGCGCCCCUGUGGCAGGUGGCUCUUUGCUCUCCCCUCACUCUUUGCCCUCCCCUCACUCUUUGCCCUCCCCUCACUCUUUGCUCUCCCCUCACUCUUUGCUCUCCCCUCACUCAUUGCUCUCCCCUCACUCUUUGCUCUCCCCUCACUCUUUGCCCUCCCCUCACUCUUUGCUCUCCCCUCACUCUUUGCUCUCCCCUCACUCAUUGCUCUCCCCUCACUCUUUGCUCUCCCCUCACUCUUUGCCCUCCCCUCACUCUUUGCUCUCCCCUCGCUCUUUGCUCUCCCCUCACUCUUUGCCCUCCCCUCACUCUUUGCUCUCCCCUCACUCUUUGCCCUCCCCUCACUCUUUGCCCUCCCCUCACUCUUUGCCCUCCCCUCACUCUUUGCUCUCCCCUCACUCUUUGCUCUCCCCUCACUCUUUGCUCUCCCCUCACUCUUUGCCCUCCCCUCACUCUUUGCCCUCCCCUCACUCUUUGCUCUCCCCUCACUCUUUGCUCUCCCCUCACUCUCUGCACUCUAUCACAGCACCCAGCAGCGGAGUUGCACGCUGCAGCCAGGGCCGUGGGGGGCUGCCCCGUCUAUGUCAGGUGGGGGGCGACAGGCGAGGCGACGAGGGGUGGGAGAAGGGAGGUGAAGAAGUGGGGUUGAGGCGGUGUGUGUGUGAGAGGUGGAGCAGCAAAUCUCCCUCCCCGCACGGCCGUGCACGUCCCAGUGACAAGCCCGGGCAGCACAACAGCGCACUGCUGGCACGCCUGGUGCUGCCCGAUGGCUCGCUGCUGCGGGCCCUGCUGCCAGGCCGCCCCGCCCCACCCUCGACUGCCUCUUCCUCCACCCUGCUGCACACUCCGCUAGGCUGCUCAAGGUGCGGAACAUCAACCCCUGCGGCGGCGUUGUGGGUGUCUUCAACUGCCAG